Coniosporium apollinis CBS 100218 is the source of this 378-nucleotide messenger RNA. RefSeq lists its product as uncharacterized. The record is from RefSeq and is a predicted model, not a curated record. The transcript has a single exon. Lineage: Eukaryota; Fungi; Ascomycota; Dothideomycetes. Bases 1 to 378 code for a protein of 125 amino acids.
AUGUCCUCCCGCCCCUUCUCCAGCCGCGCCCCCGUCGCCUCUUCCUCGCCUCCCCACCCCCCAGCCGCCCCCGCCGCCCAAGUCAACAACAUAACCCUCGCCCUCUUCCCCAACCUGACCGUGUCGGGCAAUUUCCCGCUGCUCCUCACGCUCAUCGGCGUCGUGGUAAUCCUGUCCAUCGCGAUCGGUUACAUGUGGCAGGAGUACGGGAAGCUGAAGGAGGAGCUGGAGAAGCUGCGGCCGAGCAAUGGGGACUCUGCACCUGCGCUUGGGGCUGCGGAGACGCCGAGUGUGAGCUUUGUGGUUGAUGAUCAGGGGAGUAGCUCUGCGAGGUCGAGUGGGCGGCCGAGGACGGAUAGGAAGAGGACGAGAGAGUAA